Messenger RNA from Planococcus citri (citrus mealybug), 3210 nucleotides. RefSeq names its product neuroligin-4, X-linked-like. Gene Ontology annotation, molecular function: signaling receptor activity; neurexin family protein binding. The transcript is spliced from 11 exons. Lineage: Eukaryota; Metazoa; Arthropoda; Insecta; Hemiptera; Pseudococcidae. Gene Ontology annotation, biological process: presynaptic membrane assembly; modulation of chemical synaptic transmission; chemical synaptic transmission. Bases 245 to 3025 code for a protein of 926 amino acids. The record is from RefSeq and is a predicted model, not a curated record. Gene Ontology annotation, cellular component: cell surface; postsynaptic membrane; plasma membrane.
UGAAGCGGGCAUAUUCUUCUGACGGCAGGAUUCGCGAUGUAUGUUUCGAAAAUCUCUACAUUCGUGUUCAUGUUUCGUGUUUUAGAAAUGUAAAUUUCGUUUAAAAAAAUUCUCAUCCGAGUGAUUUUUUUUUGGUCAAGUUGUAUAUACUUUUAAGAACUACAGGUGCUUGUAUAUAACUAGCUGCCUUAUGCGCGUCGUUGACGAAAUCGCCGAGUGGUAAUUUUUAUCGCAAAGGUUCACCAUGAUAAUUCGUUUAGUUUUGAAUUUUUUUAGUAUUUUUAUUUUUUGUGAAGGUUCGAUCAUCACGCGCGUCGUGAGGACAAAAUAUGGCGAUAUUACCGGCGCGAUAGUUACUCCUAAUGUGCGUUUUUUAGACGCCGUCGAAGUCUAUAAAGGUAUUCCGUACGCGGCACCGCCGGUCGGUAAUCUGAGAUUUAUGCCUCCGGUCAGCGGGGCCCUAUGGACCGGUGUAAAAAUGGCUGAUAAAUUUGCCCCGGUGUGUCCUCAAAAUUUCCCCGAUAUAGCCAACGAGACAAUAGCGCUGAAGCACAUGUCUAAAGGAAGACUAGAAUACUUGAAACGAUUAUUGCCGUAUUUAAGAGAUCAAAGCGAGGAUUGCUUGUAUUUGAAUAUUUACGCUCCGACUCAAGACGGAGAUGAACUGAAAAAGUAUCCUGUUUUGGUUUUCAUUCAUGGAGAAUCAUAUGAAUGGAAUUCAGGAAAUCCGUACGACGGCACCGUACUCGCGAGUUUCGCCGGAUUGGUGGUGGUAACCAUUAAUUAUCGUUUAGGAGUACUGGGGUUUCUGAACACAAACACAGACGUACAUCAAAAAUCGCCAUCAAAUUACGGUUUAAUGGACCAAAUCGCAGCCCUACAUUGGCUACAAGAGAACGUAGCUUAUUUUGGAGGAGAUCCUACGAACGUUACGGUGGCUGGGCAUGGAACUGGUGCAUCGUGUGUCAAUUUUCUCAUGUCUUCUACGGCUGUUCCUGAAGGGCUUUUGUUUCACCGAGCCAUUCUAAUGAGUGGUUCAUCACUGAGCCCUUGGGCACUGGUCAAAGAGCCGUCGAUGUAUGCGAAACAAGUAGCUCAAUCGGUAAACUGUUCCUUUCAACUGCCACAUUUACAAUUGCUCAAAUGCUUAAGGGAUCGACCACUUCAUACGUUAAUCGGAGCGAAGGUUCAAGUGCCCGAAUUUAAUACAGCUUUUGGACCUAAUGUCGAUGGUGUUGUGAUAGACUUAGUGAUGAACGAUAUGCGCAAGAUGCCUUCUGAUUCUGCACAUGUUGCGAAUGUUGAUUCAACUCAUGAAAACGUGAAAUGGCCUUUUUUCGGGCACUUUCCUCUGGGUGACUACGCCUCUACAAUGUUAAACAAUCCGGCAACCAAGCAAAAAUUAAUUUCUAAGUAUUCGCGGUACGACUUGAUGACGGGAAUUGUACCAGCCGAGUCUUUUUUCAUAUUCACAAACGAAGACGUACAAUACGGCAUAGAACCAGAAAGAAGAGCGAAAAUAUUGAAGACGUUUGUGAAAAAUACAUACAGAUAUCAUUUAUCGGAAAUUUUAGCAACUGUAGUCAACGAAUAUACAGAAUGGGAACGUCCGAUCCAGCAUCCGAUCAAUAUAAGAGACGAAACUCUGGAAGCUAUUUCAGAUGCUCAGUACGUAGCUCCAGUAACGCAAACCGCCGAUUUGCAUUCGUCCGCUCAUCGAAACUCGUAUUUUUACGUAUUCGAGUACCAAAGCAAAUACGGAGAUUAUCAACAGAGACAAGGCUGCAUUCACGGUGAAGAAUUGCCGUAUUUAUUCGGAGCUCCGCUGAUGAACGGUUUAAAGCACUUUCCGCAAAAUUAUACGAAAUCCGAAAUUUCGCUCUCAGAAGCGUUUAUGCUGUACAUCAGUAAUUUCGCACGUACCGGCAAUCCAAAUGACCCAGGACCGAAUCAAGAAUCGCAAAGGAGUACUUUACCUGAUAGAGCACGACUGAAGAAUAUCGAAUGGACUCCGUACGAAUCCGUUCAUAAGAAGUAUCUUAGUUUAGAUACGAAAUUAAAAUUGAAAAAUCACUACAGAGCUCACAAGUUAUCGUUUUGGUUGAAUUUGAUACCGGAACUACAUAAACCUGGCUCAGACGAUGUACCACCGUCGCAUCACCAAUUCCAACCGGAAGAGAUAAUGUACCCACAACAGUCUUUCAAAGUUUCCAGCGCCAAUACAACCAACACGGUGAAUAAGGUAAUCGCUCGAAACGAAUCGUUCAAUUCGACGUUCGAUUUACCUGUCGUAAUGAUAGCGUCUUCGUCGUCCGAUCGUAACGCGAUGACGCCGAACGAUGCGGCCGAAACUGUAAUCCACGACGAACAAUUAACCUCCAAGGAGAACGGAUUCUCGAAUUAUUCGCUCGCAUUGAUCAUCACCAUCGGAAUAGGAUGCGUUUUGUUGACGUUCAACGUACUUGUGUUCAUUAUUGUUUAUCAUAAAAAAGAUAAUACCAGAUCGAAUAGCGAUAAGAAUAGCGGCAGUAUUGGUAGCAUUAGCAGUAACAAUAGUUUAAUAUUGGGAAUAGAAGGAGGACCACAUUGUUCGAGGAAGAUCACCGAGAAUGGCGGACCAUCGUUGAAUAUCAAAAGUACGAUAGACCCUUCGGAUCGUCACAGAACGAAAAACGAAACAAUCAACACUUCGAUGGUCGACCAAUCCGUUAUGUUCGUUCUAGAACCGCUCAAGCAGUCGGAUUACGAUCACCAAUUCAAACGUCGCAGCGAGAUGCCAGAUUUAGGCUGCAGUUCGUGUUCAACACUGCCUAAAUUAUCUACUCAUACGAGUAAUAAAUCGACCGAAGUUAGUCCAUCGUAUUGGUCGUCUAAAUUAAACGACGAUAUUCACAGUGCGAGAAGUCCUUGCGAACUAGGACUGGGCACCGUACCACGUCAACCUAAAUCUAUUCUUAAGCAUCAGUCCGUCAAUACGGAGGGGUUAUCGAAAUGCUCAGACGAUUUUAGUAGAAUUCGAGUCUAGUUUCUACGUACGUACCACGUGUUACUUGGGAACGAAUUUUAAGAGAAUUUUAUAUAUCUGUGAUUAAUUUUAUCAGUUAUUAAUAUCUUUUCCUUAUUUAAUACCUUUUUUAUUGUAUGUACAUAACGAACGUUAUUGUUGUUUUUUUUUAAUUGGUAAAUUUCAUUUAAUAAAUACAACUUUUU